AUGGCACAAAAAGAAGAAGAAAACAAGGCUCCCGUGCGUUCGUCAAUCAUAAACUACGUGGAGAAUUUUCUCGAUAAACGUAAUCUUGAAUUACGCACGUCAACAGGUGAUGAGAGUGAUUCAUCGGCUACACAAGAAAUCAACAAAGAUUCAAUUGUGAUAAGAGCUGCUGGUGAUGAUGGCUAUCGACGUGAUCUUCUCGACAGUCAACAAUCGGCAUCGACAGAUAUCGAUGCUGAUGAUUUGAAUUUAGAUUCAGAUCCAAUUGUCGAAACACAUGAAGGCGGAGAACAAGUGUACAAACAACAAGUUUUCCUACGGCAAUAUCAACCACCAACACCAGAACCUAUUGAUAUUCAAGUACAAGAAGUUGCUGUUAAACCACAGAUUCAACGGCCACCUAUUCAUGUUCAUGUCGGACCAGCAGCGAAUAGAGAAACACAACGUACUCCAUCGCCUAUUCUUAUCAAAAGUGCACCUCCGCCACCACCACCCGCAACGGAAGAAACCGUUUUCUAUAACAAAUAUGUUCCAUUAGAAACGAAACCAUUACCACAACAAAUUGUUAUACAUCGUUAUCCAGAAUUGCCACCAAAACCUCGUCCUAUUGUGGUUGAGCAGUGGUUACCGAACAAACCUGCACCUAAACGUAUUACUUAUCGUCAUAUCAAUCCUGAAGAAUAUGCUCAAAAUGAAAUUCGUCGAUCACGCAAUCGUUUUAUUGAAUACAAAAAGCCACACACAACCAUUGAAGUCGAAAUCAUUCGUUUACCAAUUGUUAAAUUAAAACCUGAGGAAUACGGAAAUCGCUCACCUCAAUUGACACGACUUGAUCAAGUUCGCUCGAUGACUCAAGAUCCCAAUACAUUGAAUUGGCGAAUUUAA
This is a messenger RNA of Adineta ricciae, 885 nucleotides long. The record is from the annotation of a GenBank genome assembly. NCBI's taxonomy places the organism in Eukaryota, Metazoa, Rotifera, Eurotatoria, Adinetida, Adinetidae.